Zea mays is the source of this 1429-nucleotide messenger RNA. RefSeq lists its product as uncharacterized. Lineage: Eukaryota; Viridiplantae; Streptophyta; Magnoliopsida; Poales; Poaceae. The coding region runs from base 30 to 923 and encodes 297 amino acids. The transcript has 3 exons. Gene Ontology annotation, biological process: auxin-activated signaling pathway. The record is from RefSeq and is marked provisional. Gene Ontology annotation, cellular component: membrane.
CGAUCGCUCAGCUAGCUAGCAUUAGCAAGAUGCAUUCGCAGCACCUAUACCCACUACCACACCGGCGUUUGAGCAACACGAUGAUAGGCUACCUGAACCUGGUGACGCUGGUGGCAUCCAUCCCCAUCAUCGGUGCAGGGCUGUGGCUGGCCCAUGGCUCUGCGGCGGUGACAUGCGAAUCCGCACUGCAGACGCCGCUCCUAGCCAUCGGGUUCAUCGUCCUCCUCAUCUCCCUGGCGGGCUUCAUCGGCGCAUGCUACCAUGUGACAUGGGCGCUGUGGCUCUACCUCCUGGCCAUGCUGCUGCUCGUCCUCGCCCUGCUCGGGAUCACAGUCUUUGGCCUGGCAGUCACGGCCGGCGGCGGCGGCGGCAGGCAAGUGCCCGGCAGGCCCUACCGGGAGUUCCGGAUCACAGAUUACUCGGCUUGGCUCCAGAGGCAUGUCGAGGUCGAUCGCUACUGGCGGGCAGCGCUCGCAUGCGUGGUCGGGUCAAGAGCCUGCCCCAGGAUAGCCGCCUGGACUCCCCUGGACUACCUCCAGCAUAAUCUCACGCCGAUACAGUCUGGAUGCUGCAAGCCACCGACAUCAUGCACAUACAACGAGCAAGGCAUACCCAUCGCUGCGCCGGCGCAAGACGAGGAGGACUGCUACCGGUGGAACAAUGCCCCCAGCGUCCUGUGCUACCAGUGCGACUCGUGCAAAGCCGGAGUGCUGGAGCAGGUGCGCCGAGACUGGCACACCAUCACCAUCCUCAAUGUCAUCGUCCUUGUUCUACUCAUAGCCAUCUACUCCUGUGGCUGCUGUGCUUUCCGCAAUGCUCGCCGUGCCGACUACACAUACGGUGGCAUGUCGUCCAAGACCAAUCCACGAUGGGAUUACUUCUGGUCAAGGUGGUGGAAUGGCCAUAGAGAGCAGCUGUAUUAAUUAGUGAUGCUAUAGGCUAGUAGUAUGUUUAAGUGAUAACUAGGUGUAUGCCCGUGCGUUGCUACGGAGUCAAGAUAUAAUGGUAAAAUACAUUGAGAUGUGAAGUAUUAUGAUGCCCUCUACUCUCUAUAUAAAUCCAUGGUGAAGAGGGACCUCCGCACCUGUCUUCACAGUGAAACCAUGUGAAGCUCUGGCAGCUCCCGCAUGAAAAGAAAGGCAGGAUUCAGUUUCUCAAUGUCGACGGUUGACGCCUUUCUGUAUCGUGUCCUCCAAUGUUUCAUUGUUCACUGCACUCUGCACAGAGUGGACCUAUUGGAAGAGAUUACUGCACCAUAGUCAAUGGACAGUAGAGCACUGUGGAUUUCUAAGCAGGACAUCAUGAUUUCCACCUGGGCAAACAAUGACACAGUGGAGCCACCAAAGCCCAGAAUCCUGAAAUACACAAUAUGGAAGGAAUUUAAGAUCUUUACAGAACCAGAGGAAACGAAGAGUAAUAAGCUGACUUU